UUGAGUUUGUUGUGACUUGUGCUGUGUGCUUGUGUCUCCUCUUCUUGUGUCUUCUGUGUUAUUGUUAUUGUAUGUUCUUGUAUCUUGUGUUGUGGAUGUGGUGUGAUGGUGAUUAGGUGAUUUUUUUAAUGUACUACAGGCUAACUGACUGUUCGGUUGCGGUUCGGAGUUCUCUUUAGGUUAUGUAUUGAUUUCAUGUCUAGGCCUACCUACCUCUGAUCUGACUUAGUGAAUUUGAAACAUCCCUAAUUAAUUUAGGUGCUAAACUGAAACCAGCCUUUUUGAUUUCAACAUGAGCAAUCCCUUACCAACACCACCCGAAGGGGCGCAAAACACAGUUAGCUCUCUGCCUCUUCCUCCAAUGCAAUAUAUCAAUUUAUAUACAGAUGAAAAUAUCAAAAGAGGAAGGGCACCAAAGCCUCCUCUCCCUAUUCACGAUACGUAUAAAAUGUUUGGUAACACAUACAAUGCUGACGAUGCCAUUAUCAGACCACUGGAAUCACAGGGAUUCAAACGUCUCUACCCUCAACAUUAUGACAGAAAAAGGGAACUUCGUAAGCUGAACCAUUCAUUGUUUGUCAACUUCCUUGAUCUGCUAGAUCUUCUAGUACGUUGCCCUGACUCUCCACAUCGAACUGCCAAAGUGGAAGAUCUGACACUUUUGUUCAUCCAUAUUCAUCAUCUAUUAAAUGAGUUCAGACCACACCAGGCGAGGGAAACAUUGAGGGUUAUGCUGGAAUUGCAAAAGAGGCAAAGGAUUGAAACUGCUUUACGUUUUGAAAAACAUCUGAACAAGGUGAAAGACAUUCUGCAGCAGGCCCUGAUGAGUCUACCUGACACGUCUGAGCUAGACUCUAAGCUGACAGUUCCAGUUGAGGCGAUGGAGACUAUGGACACAAGCAGUCAAGACGAGACUUCCAGUGACGGUUGCAACCCAUUGGACAGACUUAUGUGUGAAAUCAUUGACAAAAUGUAAACCUACCAUGUAUUAUAGUAUUUGUAAAUAAGAAUUUUGUAACUAAAAUC
This is a messenger RNA of Macrosteles quadrilineatus (aster leafhopper), 1026 nucleotides long. It is a transcript of the gene MED7, whose product is annotated as mediator of RNA polymerase II transcription subunit 7. The record is from RefSeq and is a predicted model, not a curated record. NCBI's taxonomy places the organism in Eukaryota, Metazoa, Arthropoda, Insecta, Hemiptera, Cicadellidae. Bases 293 to 976 code for a protein of 227 amino acids. Gene Ontology annotation, molecular function: transcription coregulator activity. Gene Ontology annotation, biological process: regulation of transcription by RNA polymerase II. Gene Ontology annotation, cellular component: mediator complex; core mediator complex. The transcript has 3 exons.